Molecule: messenger RNA, 3160 nt
Organism: Anneissia japonica
Lineage: Eukaryota; Metazoa; Echinodermata; Crinoidea; Comatulida; Comatulidae
Exons: 2
Coding region: 80-943 (287 amino acids)
Source: RefSeq, a predicted model, not a curated record
CAGUCAAUUCUGUCAUGGGUGAGGUCACCAGCAAGAACAUUUAAGGCAUUCGUUUCUGCACGGGUUCAGGAGAUUCAGGAUGUUCUUAUUUUCUGAUGAACUUAGAUACGUUCCGUCGAAUCUCAACCCAGCCGAUGCGCUAACUAAGCCGAUGCUGCCGAGUGAACUGCAAGAGUGGAUCCGUGGUCCUGAAUUUCUUCGCCAAAAUAGAGAGAGUUGGCCUUGCUGUGAACCUGAUUACGACACUGAGGCUAAACGUCGUAUAGUGAAGGAGUUUGCACCCGAUGCCCUUCGAAAAAUUAAUUGCGUUUCCACCUUACAAGAGACAUUUGAAGAACGUCUGUGUUCAUCGACUUCGGAUUGGAAUCUUCUUUUUCGCCGUAUCGCCUAUUGUCGCCGUUUCCUUAUCAAGAAGGAAUGUAGACCUAAAUCUUUUGCUUUAACACUAGUUGAGAUACAACAAGCGGAGCACGCAUUAUUUUAUGUAAGCCAAAGUUUCUGGGCGGAAAAUGAAACUGAUGUUUUGACUACCAGAAAAUUUAAUCCAAAAAUCGAUAGAAAGGCCUUAGUCCGAGUUGAAGGAAGGCUCCGGAAACUCAAAAUUCCAGAAGAACAAAAAUGUCCUGUUCUUCUUCGCAGAGGUUCACUCCUCGCACAUCUUUUAAGCCAUCACAUACACAGGAGCUGUGGCCAUCAAGGUUAUAGAGUAGCGGUUGCGUACGCAUUUAAACAGGGGAUAUACAUCUUGGGAGGAGCUAAACUAUUUAAAGAAGUAGCCGCAGAGUGCUUGUACUGCCGAACCAGACGCAGAUAUUUACUGACUCAGCAAAUGGGAGAACGCAAGGUCGACAGUGAAAGGAUCAAAUGUUGUAAAAGAAAGACCAAUACACAAAAUGUGCUUGACAGCUACAGUAGGAGAACUGGAACAUGCUUUUCAUUCUAAUGAGGACACUGAAAAGAACUUUAAUAUUUAUUUAAUCUAUAGAUUGUUUGAAAUCCCGUGUUUUCCGUGGUUCAUGUUCACUCCCCACUAGGCGGGAGUAUUACGAGAUUUCUUAUUAUUUUGUGCGCAUGUUGCGCUCCAUAAGAUCAAAGAGUAUUGAUAAGAUAAACAAGGCAGACAGAAGUCAGUCAGUACGUAGGCUAGCCUACAGUGUGUUAGGUGCUAAACAAUAUUUAUAAAUUAGUACUUUACCUCUGCGACGCCGUUUCACUCAUUUAUUAUUCGUCUCCGGACAUAUUUUGACAUUGGAAGACUCCGUGAGUUACUGUGUUUAUUUGAGUUUUAUGUUGUUAUUGUUUUAAAGAAGUUUAUUAAGUUAACCUAGGCCUAGGCCCAGAAUGAGAAGAGAUGAUCGUUGCCUGGAGGCGACGUGCGGUUGAUAUGAAGAAGUAUGGUGCGCCUCUGAUGACAAAAUUAUUGAGGCGAUACUUUGCUGUUGCGCUUUCAUUGAUUAUUGUACCAGAAACAAUAAUUGAAACGUUGAUUUGUUAUCUUUGUAGGCCAUAAUGUUAACGUGGCAGCUUUGAAUUGUAGUAUUGCUUAAUUGCUUUUUAUUUAAUAGUUGUUUAUUUGUUUUGUUGUAGACUUUACCGUCAUCGUAAUAAAGGUCAAAGUUGUCUUAAUACAGUGUCUUCGUCUGUUGUCCGGAUUACCCAUCAACAACUGCAUUAUUUAAUGGAGGCUUCAGCAAACAAACCCAACAACUGUAUUGCUCAAUUGAUGCUUGGACCAACCAACAACUACAUUACUCAAUGGUAUUUUAAAGUGACUAACAACUGUAUUACACGAAAAGAUAGUAUAAUACAUACUCUUAGUAUCGAAAUGCACGCCAUCGUGUCGGGAUUCAAUAUUUCGACAUUAAUUAUGUCAUCGUCAGGAAUGAAUGUAUUACACAGUAAAUGCUUUAAGAAUCCAACAACUGUAUUUUUCAAUGGGUGCUUGAACCAACUAACAAUUUUCGUUAUUAAUGGGUACUUCAUCAAACCAACACAACAACUGUAUUGUUGAAUUGUUAUAUUCAGUGGAUGUUAGAAGCAACCAACAACUGUAUUGUUCAUUGAAUGCUAGAACCAACUAACAACUGCAUUACUCAAUGAAUACUUGAACCAAUCAACAACUGUAUUAUUGAAUGGAUGCCUGAAACAACCAACAGUUGUAUUAAUUUUUGAAUGCUUGGAUCAACCAACAACUGUAUUACUCAGUAAAUUCUUUAACCAACCAACAACUGUAUUAUUCAAGGAGUGCUUGAACCAAGCAACAACUCUCUAAUCCAGUCGAUGCUUCAUCAAACUAACCCAAUAAAUGUAUUCUUCAAUGGAUGCUUGGACCAACCAACAACUGCAUUAUUCAAUGGAUAUUAAACCAAGCAACAACUGUAUUACACAGUAAAUGCUUCAACAAACCAACAACUGUAUUAUUCAAUGAGCGCUUGAACUAACCAACAAAUGUCUUAUUCAGUAAGAUGAUUCCGCAAACCAACCCAACAACUGUAUUAUUAAAUUAAUGCUUGGACCCACCAACAACUGUAUUAUUCAAUUAAUGCUAGAACCAACUAAGAACUGCAUUACUCAAUGGGUGCUUGAACCAACAAACCAACAACUGUAUUACUCAAUGAAUACUUGAAUUAAUCAACAACUCUGUUAUUGAAUGGAUGCCUGAACCAAACAACAGUUGUAUUAAUUUUUGAAUGCUUGGAUCAAACAACAAAUUUUUUACUACAGGAUGAAGUUCUUCACCAUGUCUUAAUUGUCCUAAUACUCCUCAGGUGCAAAUGGUUUACAAGACCUAUGACAAAUGUAAGUGCCUAAAAUGAUGCCCUACUACUACACAUAGCAUAACUAAUUUACACUAUACCCUAUACUAAUAAAAUACUGUAGUACACCAAUUACUGCAUUAAUCAGUGAUUGCAUAAAACAACAAUUCCAAUACAACUAAAUGAUAUGACCAUUACUGAUCUUUAGUAUUAGUACAGGUUGUAGUUCUUCAUUAUGUCAUUAUGUUAUCUAUUAUGCUCUCCAAGUUCAACUGGUUUCCAAGAUGCCACUAGCUGUGACAAAUCCUACCAUGCUACCCUAUUACUAACACAUGACACAAUUAAUCACACUAGUACCAUCUACUUGCUAAAUCAUCAACUCUGCAUUAAUUAAUGGAUCAAUG